UAGGUAUAACAUCAUCAUCUAAUCUAACACACACCCAACAUUAUUCCUCAUCUUCUCUUCCAUUGCUUAAACAAUACAAAAGACGAAUAAAUUAGAAAUAUUAAUUAUCCAUUAAACCCUAAAAAUUAUUUUAUCUCACAAAUCUAGCAAGGCAAAUAAAACCCUCCAAAACAAAUUACAACAUGCUCUUUAUCAAAUCUCAUUCAUUAUUGCUUCAUACACCAAUAAUAAUAUUAAUAAUAUUAUUAUCUUCAACCCUAAUUCCACUUUCUAAUGGAGAUUCUAUGUUUCAUGAUCAGCUAUUACCAAUACAAAACAAAUUACAUCCUCAAGGGAUUCAAAGAAUGGAAAGAUCGGUCAUUGAGGAAAAUAAUGUGACAGUGAAGAACUCGUCAACUUUGAUAUUAGCAGCAGAAAAGACACACAGGAGAGACCCUUUUAAUAAUUAUAGUUACUACACAGGUGGAUGGGAUUACAGAAGUUUGCAUUACUGGGCUUCGGUUACAUUCUCGGCUGCUCCUUUGUUCAUCACGGCUGUGGUAUGGUUCGUAGUAUUAGGGGUGAGCCUGUGCUGUGCAUGCCUAUGCUGCUGCUGCUGCAGAAGUAAAAAGAGUGUUGGAUAUUCUCAGUUAGCUUAUGCACUUUCACUAUUCUUUCUCAUACUUUCUACUGCUGCAGUCAUAAUUGGAUGUAUUGUUCUAUACAUAAACCAGGACAAGUUCAGCAAAAGUGUAGCAUAUGUGUUGGAAUUCAUUCUGAAGAAAGGCAUUUCGAUUUUCGAAUCAUUUAUGAGUAUAGUGACUGCAUUUGGUUCAGCUGCCAAAGUUUCUGUCAAUCAAGUCCCUCUCCCUCCUGAUCUGCAGAAUCAUAUCAAUUCUGUUAAUCAAAUGAUUCAGUCCACAGCUAAUGUUCCUCAGCUUCAAUCAAUUGCCAACGCCAAAACUAUUCAACGAGUUUUAGUCCCUGCGAGCCUGGCUCUUAACAUAGUUGCUGCCAUUAUGCUCAUCUUGGCACUGUUUGGUUUAUUAUGUGCAAUUUGCGGCUUCCAAUGCUGUAUUUAUGUAUUGGCAGUCUUAGGGUGGAUCCUUGUCACAAUGGCAUUUAUUUUAUGUGGAAUAUUUCUCAUUUUCCACAAUGCGGUGGCAGAUACAUGUGUGGCAAUGGAUGAUUGGCUUCAAAAUCCGACAGCAGAUUCACCGCUGAGUCUUCAGUUUCUUCCUUGUAUGGACAAGAAAACUGCAGAAGAAACCUUGGCAACUACCAAAGAGACCAGCUCUUAUAUGAUUAACUCCAUUAACACCUACAUCUCUGAGGUAGCCAACAAAGACUUAUUGUCUGCUACGGGACCUUUAAAUCAUAAGCUAUCCGGUCCGUUAGUUCCUCUUCUUUGUAACCCCUUCAAUUCUGAUUUGACAGACAGGAAAUGUGUUCCUGCAGAAGUGAACUUCACAGACGCGGAUCAGGAAUGGAAAAAAAACACCUGUGAAGUUUCAGGAGUUGGUAUUUGCAUUACUCCAGGACGCCUGACACCGGCCACAUACGCUCAGAUGACAGCUUCUGCAAAUGUCAGCUACACAUUGUAUAGCUCUGGAAAAUUUCUAGUUGAGCUACUGGAUUGCUCUUUUGUUCUAAACACAUUCAAGGAGAUCAGUGACACUUACUGUCCAAGCCUCAGGCGGUAUAGUUUCUGGACAUAUGUUGGGUUGGUUAUCAUUGCAGCUUCGGUUAUGUGUUCUUUGAUCUUCUGGUUGUGUUAUGGAAGAGAAAGACAACACAGGAAAACUACCAAUAAGUACAAAGCUAGAGAAGAUUUCAAUCCAUUUGCAGGUAUUAGGGCCUGAUGGUGAGUCCGUAAUUUAUCCCCUGUCAGGCUAUGUUGCACGGAAACAGAAAUAGCGAAACAAGAAACGUUAAAUGGAAAAUGGUAAACUUUCAAAAUGUCGGAAGUAUUUUUGUAAACGCCGAAAUAUAGGACUCGAUGAGUUACCCUGUAAUAUUUUGUCGGGUUGUUGUCAGGAUAUAUGUCAGGACAUGCAAAAGCAUCUUCUCUUUGCCGUUUUCUUUCUAGUCUGUGACUGAAGAUAUUGAUUAGAAAAAGUUGCUGAAGAGAGACCAGCAUUUUGAUGAAAUUUAAAGAAAACAAGAUGUCGUUA
Messenger RNA from Mercurialis annua (annual mercury), 2153 nucleotides. RefSeq lists its product as uncharacterized. Lineage: Eukaryota; Viridiplantae; Streptophyta; Magnoliopsida; Malpighiales; Euphorbiaceae. The transcript has 9 exons. The record is from RefSeq and is a predicted model, not a curated record. Gene Ontology annotation, cellular component: plasma membrane; plasmodesma. The coding region runs from base 183 to 1841 and encodes 552 amino acids.